Messenger RNA from Mustela lutreola (European mink), 1300 nucleotides. RefSeq names its product claudin 8 (gene CLDN8). Gene Ontology annotation, cellular component: bicellular tight junction; plasma membrane. The transcript has a single exon. Lineage: Eukaryota; Metazoa; Chordata; Mammalia; Carnivora; Mustelidae. Gene Ontology annotation, biological process: cell adhesion; bicellular tight junction assembly. Gene Ontology annotation, molecular function: structural molecule activity. Bases 192 to 869 code for a protein of 225 amino acids. The record is from RefSeq and is a predicted model, not a curated record.
GGGGGGGGCACUUCAGCCAGCCAACACUGGCUUUCAUCUGGCUAGAAGGAGCAAAGCAGCUCUGAAAAACCACCAGGCUCUGAGGUCCUUACGACAGGAAAACUGUUCUCUCCUGAGGCGCAGAGAAACUCUCUUCAGAGUAGCCCUACCGGCUCAGGACUCCGGUUGGAUAAAACCCAUCCCAGAGGACGAUGGCUACCUAUGCCCUGCAGAUUGCCGGACUGGUGCUUGGAGGUGUUGGCAUGGUGGGCACGCUGGCUGUCACCAUCAUGCCUCAGUGGAGAGUGUCUGCCUUCAUCGGAAGCAACAUUGUGGUUUUUGAAAACUUCUGGGAAGGACUGUGGAUGAAUUGCGUGAGGCAAGCUAACAUCAGGAUGCAGUGCAAAGUCUACGAUUCCCUGCUGGCUCUCUCUCCGGACCUACAGGCAUCCAGAGGGCUGAUGUGUGCUGCCUCUGUGCUGUCCUUCCUGGCUUUCAUGACCGCUGUCCUGGGCAUGAAAUGCACCAGAUGCACUGGGGACGACGAGAAGGUAAAGAGUCACAUCUUACUAACGGCUGGGAUCAUCUUCAUCGUCACGGGUGUCCUGGUGCUCAUCCCGGUGAGCUGGGUGGCCAACUCCAUCAUCAGAGAGUUCUACAGCCCGAUAGUGGAGACUGCCCAAAAGCACGAGCUGGGAGAUGCUCUCUACAUAGGCUGGACCACUGCGCUGGCGCUGAUCGCUGGAGGGGCACUCUUCUGCUGUGUUUCCUGUUACGGUGAAAAGAGCAGAAGCUACAGAUACUCUGUCCCUGCCCAUCGCACAACCCAGAAGAGCUAUCACAUGGAAAAGAAGUCACCGAGUGUGUAUUCCAGAAGUCAGUAUGUGUAGUCGGGUCUAGUUUUUAACUUUACUGAUAAAGCCAUGCAAAUGACUGAUAUGCCCACUGUUUUCUGAAACUGGAACCCAAAGGGACAUUGAUUUGCCGUUCUUAACUGCCUAACAUUAAUUACAGGAACUGUGCAUUGUCUAUUUACGAUUCUAUAAGCUACUUCAGCAGAAUGAGAUAUUACACACAGUCCUUUGAUUGUUCUAGGAAGUGCUGUCAUGUGUUUUCUAAAAUGAUUCACUCAUCUUUUCCUUUCACCGGUUACUUCAAAAUGACAUUGGUAAAGACUGUAUCAUUUUACAGCCGUGAUUGCUCUAUGACACAGCAUGAUGCAUGUAGAUCAGCAUGAUGUUUAUAUCUCACAUAAAUAGAGACAGGCUUACAGGGUUCUCUUUUAAAUGAAAUACGGAUUCAAUACACUGAGUAAAAAAAG